AUGAAUUAUAAUAACCUAAGUGGUAAUCCGCAGUUACCAACAUAUUAUGUGGAUGCACUACCAACAUGUAACACAUGUAAUGGUUGUGUUACUACGCCGUAUAGCACUGGACAACGUCAUCAAUUUAUGGGAGCAAAUCGUCCAUCGAGAACAUUAAAAUAUGUACUUAAAAAUGUCUAUAUACUUUCUCCAGUAGAAAUUUCUAACACGAAUGACGUUAUUCCAGAACAAUAUGUGCAUACGCCAACAUGUAAUAACUCGCAGUUAUACAUGUAUAACCCACAAUAUUUUGAUCAAGUUAACCAACAGACUUUUCAAAAUCCACCACAAGAUAUCAGGACGACUUCUUUUCCUCAAAGGAAUUAUUUGAAGACUUUCGAUUGUACGUCCAUUUCUUCUUCAAUUGCGAGUAAUUCAAUGAUGACUAAUAUUAAUUAUAACAUGGCUAACGCUCCCAACGUUCCAGUCUCGCAAUUAUGUACUCCAAUCACGCCGUAUGACGCACAAUAUACAGUUACUGAUCAGCAAAAUUUGCAAAAUUUCCAAAAUCCGUCGCAUUAUGUUGGAAAUACUUAA
This is a messenger RNA of Rhizophagus irregularis DAOM 181602=DAOM 197198, 576 nucleotides long. RefSeq lists its product as uncharacterized. Lineage: Eukaryota; Fungi; Glomeromycota; Glomeromycetes; Glomerales; Glomeraceae. The record is from RefSeq and is a predicted model, not a curated record.